CGUUUAAUCUAGAAUCUGUUGAUGAGUCGAUACGCUGCGCCUGUCUGUAUAUCUAUAAAGAGAAUUCCGCCGAUCGAUGUAGAUAUUAAUCAAAUAUCGAAGGAUCUGUCCACUCUCAGUGCACAAACGUGUCGCAGCUAUUCAGACUACUAUAGCUCCUCAUUACCGUCUUAUAUCGGAGAGAAAGUGGAGUUUUACGUCGAGAUUUCCAAUGCAAGCAAUUCGACUAUCCGAAUCCUAAAAAUCGAGGCUUCUAUCAGUUCAGAAACAGGAAGAUGCCCUCUCGAUGAAGUCGGAACGUCUUCCAAGUAUCUCUCGAUUGCUCCAUCGACAAGUAUUUCGCUUCGCUUUGUCAAACUUCUCUGCGAGAUUGGCGAACAGACCGUGCACAUCUCUCUCACAUACAACAAUUCGCUGACUGAUUUCGUCGUUUCAGAGGAGUAUCGUUUUCAGUCUCUCAAGCCAUUCGACAUUGCUUUCUCUCGCACACAGCUGUCUCACAAUCGGUUUGUCGUGAAUUCCACGAUUACGAAUCGACUCGCAACGGACAUGUUGCUCACCAAUGUGGCUUUUGGUGUUGCAUCCAGUCGGGUCAAGCAGAUCCAUACUUCGUUCGAUUCAGCGGUUUCCGUCCAUAGGGAUGGGAAGUACAUGCAUUUCUGUAUCCUCGAGGUCGAUCCGGAAAUUCUUCAGAAAGGCGCGGUUCUCGGUUCUCUCGCGAUCCACUUCAUUGCGAAGGGUCAUAAGGAGAUCGGACUCACAUCGACUAAAGUGACGAUUCCCGUAGAUUUCGAUGUGACUUUGCAACUCAGAGCAUUUCCAGAGCCCAAGUUCAAGGAUACUACGAGGUCGAUAAAGAGUUCACCCUGUUAG
Molecule: messenger RNA, 873 nt
Organism: Blastocystis hominis
Lineage: Eukaryota; Bigyra; Opalinata; Blastocystidae
Exons: 5
Coding region: 22-873 (283 amino acids)
Source: RefSeq, a predicted model, not a curated record